AUGGAUGGUGAGGCAACGAUUAACGUAGCAACGAUUGGUCAGGCAGCCGCGGUGGAUUUUGCUGCAGCUGUUCGUGUCAAUGGUGGGGAGCAGCCAAGGGUUCCAUCCUAUUCGCCAGGGUGAGCCGAGGCUGCGUCGUCCAAAUACGGUUGUAUUGCAUACAAACCAUUUGGAAGGUUUGCCGUAAAGGAUGUUAUUCAAGCAAUUGUUAAUGUUGUUGGCGUGGAUGUUGUUAAAGCUGUGCAGUCAAUGCCCUAUGGUCGAUAUAGUGUCACAUCUCGUACUAAUGAAGCUAAACUGACUUUCUUAUCUCAGCCUUUUAACAUUAAGGAUGUGGAAAUUGAAGUGCAGCCGAUUGAGAACCCAAUUGUGGAGGCGAAAGUGUUCUAUGUUCCUAUUGAAGUGCCCAAAUAAAGUUGUUGCGGAGUUUCUUGGUAAUCAUGGGAAAGUGGAGACGAUAACACGCGAAAUGACGACGGAGUAUGGCUUCCCCACGAUUGAAACGGGAACAAAAGUCGCCAAGAUGACUGACAUUAAAACCGAUAUCCCACAAAAGUCAAGAAUUGGACACUUCCCGGUGGAAAUAAAACAUAAAGGUCAACUCCCUCAAUGUUUUCGUUGCCGUUUAUUGGGCCAUCUUGAGAAUGAGUGUCUGAAUGAUGUAGUUUGUUUUAAGUGUGGUUUAUCUGGACAUACUCGUGAUAAGUGUUUCAAAUGUUUUCGCUGUGGCAAGUUUGGUCACGCCCGAGAGAACUUCCCUGAGUUGCAGCACCCACGCGGACCGGAUGGCAGUACGUGGACAGAGGUACGGAAAAAACCUAAACCUAAGUGA
Messenger RNA from Paramuricea clavata, 832 nucleotides. The record is from the annotation of a GenBank genome assembly. Lineage: Eukaryota; Metazoa; Cnidaria; Anthozoa; Malacalcyonacea; Plexauridae.